Messenger RNA from Trypanosoma cruzi, 534 nucleotides. RefSeq lists its product as uncharacterized. Lineage: Eukaryota; Euglenozoa; Kinetoplastea; Trypanosomatida; Trypanosomatidae. Gene Ontology annotation, biological process: vacuolar protein processing. Gene Ontology annotation, cellular component: intracellular membrane-bounded organelle. The record is from RefSeq and is a predicted model, not a curated record. The transcript has a single exon. The coding region runs from base 1 to 534 and encodes 177 amino acids.
AUGGCGAAGGAUACUGCAAAGAAAAACAUGCGGAGGAAUGAAGAACGCAUGCGCAGGUUCACAAUAUGCACUUUGGCUGUAAAUGUGCUCUCCCUUGUUUUUAUCAUUUACCACCGCGGUUCUCUUCCAUGGUUUCGAGAUGUUGUUGGUGUGGGCUUUUGGGCAGCACAGGAGUUUGUGGCGCUUUUUCUCUUGAAGGCAUUUGCGAAGCCCACUUGUAGCUCAACCGGUGAGCUGCUGGAGUGCCCGGAUGCUUCUAAUCCCAGCGAACUGGGUGUGUACUCCUAUGCACAGGAUUUACUGUGGGUCUGUUGGGUUGUGGAACUUUUGUGCUAUCUGUUUCACUGGGCUUUUUUUCUUUUGUACCUUCCCAUUCCCGCAAUGGCAUUGUACCAAUUCUGGGCUUUUAUUGGCCCGUUGUUGCUGCGCCGUCAGCCCUCCGCCGAUGAGAGCUCGGAGGGGGCUGCAAUUCCGCGUAACCGUGCGGAGCGCCGAAGACAAGAGCUCCUGCAACGCAAGAAAAACACGAAGUAA